Tachyglossus aculeatus (Australian echidna) is the source of this 1679-nucleotide messenger RNA. RefSeq names its product G-patch domain containing 4 (gene GPATCH4). The transcript has 8 exons. Gene Ontology annotation, biological process: regulation of ribosome biogenesis. Gene Ontology annotation, cellular component: nucleolus. Gene Ontology annotation, molecular function: nucleic acid binding. The record is from RefSeq and is a predicted model, not a curated record. Lineage: Eukaryota; Metazoa; Chordata; Mammalia; Monotremata; Tachyglossidae.
GACGCCCGGCGUUGGGAGAGGGACUCGACUCUAUGGCCGGAGCGCUCCAGCAGCCUAGAGAGGCCCGGCCCGAGAAGCCUCCUGGGAAGAUGGCGGCGCCCAGCGUUGGGCGAGGGACCCGACUCUAUGGUCGGAGCAUUCCAGCAGCCUAGAGAGGCCCGGCCCGAGAAGCCUCCUGGGAAGAUGGCGGCGCCCAGCGUUGGGCGAGGGACCCGACUCUAUGGCCGGAGCAUUCCAGCAGCCUAGAGAGGCCCGGCCCGAGAUGCCUCCUGGGAAAAUGGCGACGCCCAGCGUUGGGGGUGGGACUCGACUCUAUGGUCGGAGCGCUCCAGCAGCCUAGAGAGGCCCAGGCCGGGAAGCCUCCUGGGAAGAUGGCGGCCCCCGGCGCCUCACGUGGCGCUGUACUGAAGACCCCGACGUGAGGGUCGCCUGGACUCUCCUGCGCCCACCUCUGACCCCUGACCUUUGACCCCUGACCCCCCGCCAUGGAGGGAGCGAGCCGAGGACUGAACUUCGCCGAGCGGCAGCUGCAACGCCACGGCUGGACCCCAGGGAAGGGCCUGGGCCGGCGAGAAGAUGGGAUCGCGACGGCCAUCAGAGUCAAGAUGAAGCAGGACAGUGCCGGGGUGGGCCACGACCCCGCCGAGCAGUUCACCAACCACUGGUGGAGUCACCUGUUCAACCGGACGGCGGCCAAGAUCGUGGUGGAGACGGGCCAGGAUGGCGUGCGGAUGAAGACCAAAGAGGACACCUCCGCCAGCCGUUCCCGCAAGGCCCCUCCUCUGCUGUACGGCCACUUCAUCAAGAGUGCCACGCUCACGGCCGGCGGGGAGCGGCCGGAGGAGAAGCCGCGGGACGGCGAUGCCGGCGAGGACGCGGGCAAGAUGGUCCCUGCUGCUGGGCUGACCGACGAGGAGCUAGUCCGAGCGUGCGGAGGCCGCACGGCCCACAAGGGAGCCCGCCACGGUCUCACCAUGAGCGCCAAGCUGGCCCGGCUGGAGGAGCAGGAGCGGGCAUUCCUGGCUCGGCACGGGCAGGCAGCCGCCCCCGGCCCCCCAGCUCUACCCCCGGGGGACGGAACUGCGACGGCGGGCUUGGAAGACGACGGGGACUCGCGCAAGAGGAAGAAGAGAAAGAAAAAGAGGGAGGAGGAUGAGGAGCCCGAGGCUCGGGAGACGCAAGAGUGUGGAGACAGCCAGGGAGUAAAGAAGAAGAAGAAGAAAAAAAAGAAGAAGAAAGAGAGGAUGGAGGAGGAACUGGAGGAGGAGGAGGAGAUUAGGGAGAAUUUAGACGUGGCCCGAAGGAAAAAAAGGAAGAAAACAAAAUCCUGAAGGGGCUGGGAGGGAGACCCCUCCCCGCCAUCAGCGGAGUGGGGACAGAUGGACAGGCAGAAAGCAGCGAACACCACCCUGCCUGGGAGGGGACCACUGCGGGCACCUUGGAAGUCAGGGUGCCCCAUUCAUCCCUCCAUCCAUCCUGGCGCCUUUUUGCAAGAUAGUUCAACCAGUGCUGUGGAUUUUUUUUUUAUAAUGGUGUUUAUUAAGCGCUUGCUACAUGCAAAGCACUGUUCUAAGUGCUGGAGCGUUCUUUUGGGGGGCCGGUGGCGGGCUCUGGGAGUCAGAAGGACCCCUCGUCUCCUCCUUUUAGACCGUGAGCCCACUGUUGGGUAGGGACCGUCU